AUGCUGGUAACCUCCGUUGACUAUCUUUGCGGAAAGAUCCCUGUUGAAUUCCGCACUGAUGUGGCUGCCCUGCGCUUUCACCCUGAUAAAAAUCCGGAUAAUCCUGCCGCUGCUGAUAUCUUCAAGGAUGUGAGCAGAGCCUAUCGAGCACUGGUGGAUCCAGUGAAGCGCAGCAUCUAUGACAAAUAUGGCAGUCUUGGUCUCUCCAUAGCAGAACAGGUUGGUGAAGACAAUGUCAACACCUACUUUAUGCUUUCAAGCAAGUGGUGCAAGGCCCUGUUCUUCUUCUGCUGUGCUAUCACCGGCUGCUACUUCUGCUGUUGCUGUUGCUUUUGUUGCAACUUCUGCUUCGGGAAGUUUAAGCCGGGCCCCCAUGAGCCAACGCCUGAGGAAAUCAAUUUACGUGAUGAAGAAUUGGACGAUCUGGCACACCCAAUGCAUCAAGCUGCGCCUCCCUACAAUCUGGAUGAUUUACGACAGACACAGUUUAAUUCCUCAUCGUACCCGUCGGUGGGGCGGCCGAUGCCACCCCCCACAGGUAAUGUUAUCACUCGACAGCCACCCUCGACCAUGUCCGGCUACUAG
This is a messenger RNA of Echinococcus granulosus, 585 nucleotides long. RefSeq names its product Cysteine string protein. The transcript is spliced from 5 exons. The record is from RefSeq and is a predicted model, not a curated record. NCBI's taxonomy places the organism in Eukaryota, Metazoa, Platyhelminthes, Cestoda, Cyclophyllidea, Taeniidae. Bases 1 to 585 code for a protein of 194 amino acids.